This is a messenger RNA of Yarrowia lipolytica CLIB122, 603 nucleotides long. RefSeq lists its product as uncharacterized. Gene Ontology annotation, molecular function: peptide-methionine (S)-S-oxide reductase activity. The record is from RefSeq and is a predicted model, not a curated record. NCBI's taxonomy places the organism in Eukaryota, Fungi, Ascomycota, Dipodascomycetes, Dipodascales.
AUGGUCUGGCCAUUCAGUAGAUUCUCUUCCAAACCCGUGGAUGAGAAAUCACCAAAGAUCUCGCCAAAACUACAACAACCUGAGGGAUGCGAAAUAGCUACAGUGGCAGCAGGCUGUUUCUGGGGAGUGGAACACGUCUUUCGACACAAGUACGAGGGAAAGGGGCUAUAUGAUUGUAGAGUGGGUUACUCUGGAGGUGCCAAGGAAAGCCCAAGUUAUCUGAAGGUGUGCACUGGCCUCACCGGACACGCCGAGGCUCUCCAGAUCUCGUUCGACCCCAAACAAAUCUCUUAUCCUGAACUCAUUGAGCUCUUCUUCAAAAUGCAUAAUCCCACCACCCUCAAUCGUCAAGGUAGUGAUAAGGGCACCCAAUACCGAUCAGCCAUAUUCACACACAAUGAUACUCAACAGAAAGAGGCAGAAGCAGUAAAGAACAAAAUGGAGGAGACCUUUUACAAGAACCCCAUUGUAACUGAAAUUGAACCGAUUUCUUCCUUCUUUGACGCAACAGAAAACCACCAAAAGUAUCUCAACAAGAACGUCAACGGAUACACCUGUCCCACACAUUUCAUUAGGACUCUUCCUGAGAAACACGUUGCAUAA